ACAUAAAUAGGAUUCUGUGUGUGUGUGUGUAUAUUUAGUGACGUACAAAUAAUCCUUUUCAAUAAUAAUGUUGUAUGGUACAGCCACUUUUCUUUACGAAAUAAAAAUUCCGCUAAAUGUGAGGCGAACGUUUCUCUCUUCGAAUUUGGCGCGAAUUUGACGAAACUGAAGGGCGUGUUUACAACGCAACAAAAUCAGUUCGAGAGAAAGUUACCAGAGCCCGGACCAAUCGAUCGGCCCAACUGACCGAUGCGAUUGGCGAAUUGUCACGUGUGAUCUGCGUGUAAAUCGAGUUUGAUCUCGCCCCAUACGUUUCUGGCGCGUGACUCAAAAAUGGAUGACGGAACGAAUGUGCGUGCAUCUUUUUUUUUUUUUUCUGAUUGAUUCAACAUUUUAUGCAGCGCGUACGUAAAAUGUGGAUUUUGAUGAUUCGAACUACGAAAUUUUGUAGAUAGGAUUAUUUAAGGGAGGUUUUAUUGAAAUAUAUGUGUGUGUGUCGAACGUGCCUUCAGUCUCGUUUGAUUGGGCACGCGGAGUUAUUAGGAAUAAUUUGUUAGGUUAGUUCACUCUUCGUCUUAUAUCGAUAAUGUGCGCGUUUGUAACAAAUCGAUAACAAAUACUAUAUAACAAUGCAAUGAGAAAAAAACACGUGAAAAACGUCGAAGUGCAGUGAUCGCACGUGGAGUUUCUUUUUUUCGCGCUCGCUCUGUUUCUAUCGCAACUAAGGAGGACAAUCGAGUUGCUCUUCUAAUCGCAAGGACGACAUCCCCACCACGCAAAAAGGCGGACCUUUUUGAAUAACGUCGGACUUCUAAUUGUUGCUUCUGCUGUUGAAUCUGCUGUUUAUUAUUAUCCGUUUUUUUUUUGUUUUGUUAUUUUAUCCGUCAGCUCGCGAUCAACCGCCAACAAUGUUGCGAACGAGACUUCGCUUCGGAUAUCUUUCAACCAGUCCAUUUCUCUCAAGUCGCAUCGCUUACGUGGGCACAGGGAUAGCCCUUGUGAGCGUAAGUUACGCUCUUCUACCUUCACGGAAGAAGAGAACGGUGAGGAGCGUUGCGGGAAGCUGCGUUAGAUUUGCGAGAUCGUUGAAGAUCGGUUUGACGAUAUCUCUGGACUACUUGAUCGCGCCUGUAAUGGGUUACACGGAUUCCGAGAUACACGAAAGAUCCGCCGACCGAAUCGUUGAGGGCUGUCUGCGGAACGGUGGAAUUUACAUAAAAGUCGGACAGGGCUUGGCGGCGAUCAAUCAUAUCCUUCCGAAAGAAUACACGGAACGUUUGUCAUUGUUGCAGGACAAAUGUCUGACCCGAGAGAACGACGAAAUGAAAGAAAUAUUUCUGCAAGAUUUUAAUAAGAAUCCGGAAGAAAUGUUACGUAAGAUUGAACCUGAGCCAGUCGCGGCUGCCAGCUUAGCUCAGGUGUACAAAGGUGUAACUCUUGAUGGGGACGAAGUAGCGAUCAAAGUGCAAUAUAUCGAUCUUCAGGACCGAUUCAAAUCCGAUUUAAAAGCGAUGAUGUAUCUGCUAAAAGCAGUUACGGUGAUACAUCCGAAAUUCGACCUGUACUGGGUGUUAGAUGAAAUAAUUGAUACUUUAUACAUGGAACUAGACUUUGAGAACGAAGGGAAAAACGGAGAGCGAUGUGCUAAAGAUCUGAAGAAAUUCGACUUUGCACAUAUACCGAAAGUCUAUUGGGAUCUCACCACUAAGAGAGUUCUUACGACGGAAUGGAUCGAUGGUGUUAAAGUAACCGAUGUGAAGGGGAUCAAAGAUAUGGGAUUGGAUAUCGCGGACGUCGACAAGAAACUAAUCGCUCUAAUGGGCGAGCAAAUAUUUCACACAGGAUUUGUGCACGCUGAUCCACAUCCAGGAAACGUUCUCGUACGAAAAGGAAAAGACAAAAAAGCGCAAAUAGUGCUACUGGAUCACGGCUUGUACGAAUACCUGCCGGACAACACGAGGCACGUUUUGUGCAAGUUUUGGGAAUCGAUGGUUCUGAGAAAUAACAACUCCCUGAAAGCUCUUGCGAGUGAUUUGAACGUGACGGAUUAUGCAUUGCUAGCAGAAAUGCUACUACAAGCACCGUAUCAAGUUUCUUUCGCGACGCGUCCGAACGACGUAACGCUGGAAAAUUAUAUGAAACAAACAGUGCAAAAUCGAUUCGAUAAAAUAACAGACAUAUUGAAAUCAAUGCCAAAGAAUAUGAUGCUAGUAAUCAGAAACUUGAACAUGAUACGCGCUAUCGUCAAGGAUCACGGAGACAUUGUCAAUCGGUACAGGAUAAUGGCAAGAAUUGCGACACGUGGGAAAUAUCGAGUCGCAAAACAAUCUUUUUACAAAACAAUCGCGAGGACUUGCAGCGUUGUACACUUUGAAAUUCGUAUCUUUUGCAACAAUCUUCUGCAAUGGAUAUCCAAGCUGUAUCUACUUUUGCUGAGAUCGAUCGGUUACGAUGUCGCGUCAUUUUUACAAACAAUCUAACGAUAUUAGAAGAAUGCAAUUGCAACAUGUGUAUAGCAUAUUUAUUAAUAUUGUAUACAAAUGUAAUACUAUGAAUUAUAAAUCGCCAAAUUAACAUUCCUUUGUUUACAAAUUUCAUAAUGUUAUAAAUUUUAUGCAUAUUGGGCAUUAAUUAAAUAAUAAUUCUUAUACCUUAAAAUCUUUUGCAUUAUUUCUAAAGUACAUAAAAACAUGUAUAAGUUUCAUAUCGGUUUCCUGUUUAUUGCAAUUAGUAUUAUUAUUAUUAUUAUUAUUAUACAUAUUUAGUCUUCUACCAUCCUUGGGAAAGGAGUGAUAGAAAUAUACAAAAGAAUUUAAAGUUGAAUUACAUAGUAGAUAUAAAUAUACAUAAUUUAUAUUUAAUAAAAUUAUUUAAUAAAAAUGUUCUUUCUAUUGCGCUGAUCCACCGUGUUCCGCAAGAUUUUUCUGGAUGAGAAAACAAAUUUUAUAAAUAACGCUAAUUUAAUAAAAGAUCAAAAUAUUUGUGAAUAAAAAAUUUUGAAAACAAGAGAUUACAUAGUUUUCAUAAUAAUUCACAAAAUGCAAACAAUUGAGUGUUUAAGCAUAUUAUGAAGCUGAGGAUCUUUACAUAUGUAUGUGUGUUUGUUUUGACACAAAAUCCACACAUAUAUAUGCAGCCCAAGCCAGUUUAUUUCAUUUCAUACUAGAAUUGGUAUUAAAUUUUUAUGACGAGCUAAUACUAUCUACACUCCUGUACUCAAAUCAAUUCGAGAUGCAAUCACUGUAUUGUUUUUUGUUUUUUUAU
Messenger RNA from Pseudomyrmex gracilis, 3264 nucleotides. RefSeq lists its product as uncharacterized. The transcript is spliced from 11 exons. Bases 909 to 2480 code for a protein of 523 amino acids. The record is from RefSeq and is a predicted model, not a curated record. Lineage: Eukaryota; Metazoa; Arthropoda; Insecta; Hymenoptera; Formicidae.